Dichomitus squalens LYAD-421 SS1 is the source of this 3183-nucleotide messenger RNA. RefSeq lists its product as uncharacterized. The coding region runs from base 1 to 3183 and encodes 1060 amino acids. Gene Ontology annotation, molecular function: ATP binding; translation elongation factor activity; ATP hydrolysis activity. The transcript is spliced from 2 exons. The record is from RefSeq and is a predicted model, not a curated record. Lineage: Eukaryota; Fungi; Basidiomycota; Agaricomycetes; Polyporales; Polyporaceae.
AUGCCCGCUGUCUCCGCUGCUGCUCCCUCCACCAUCCCCGACCCGGCGUCUCUCAAGGCUGCCGUCGCCCCCGCUGCCGGCCAGUUCGACGUCUCCGGACUCUUCGUUGCUGACAAGGCGACCCGCGAGGCUGCGGCUGCUCAGUUCGUCGCCCUCGUCCAAAAGGAAGGCCCUGCGGCCGUCCAAUCCGUCGGCUUUACCGAUGCCGUCGUCAAGGCCCUCGGUGACAAGAAGUCGCCCGCUGCUCGCGAGGGCGCCGCCAACGCCGUUGCGGCUGUCGCUGCAACGCCUGCGAUCCGUGCGCUCGAGCCUUACUUCAUUGACUCUGGUGUCUACGCGGCGCUCAUCGAGGCGUUCGCUGAUAAGAUGCCCGCUGUCCGCAACGCUGCCGUCGAGGCGGUGAAGGCGUAUGUUGCAGCGAGCAACCCCUGGGCGGCAGGCCUCGUCCUCCCCGCUCUUCUUCACGAAAUCAAGACCGCCGGCAAGUGGCAGGUCAAGACGGGCUCGCUCGUCGUACUCAACCAACUUGUCGCCUCUGCCCCCCUUCAGACCGCUAAGCUCACUCCCGAGAUCGUCCCUGUCCUUGCCGAGGCGAUUUGGGAUACCAAGGCGGACGUGAAGAAGGCGGCACGCGAUUCGCUCGAAAAGGUCACUGCUCUCGUCUCGAACAAGGACAUAGAACGCUUUAUUCCUGCCCUCAUCAAGGCUCUAAUCAACCCCGUUGAGGAGGUCCCCAACACUAUCACCCUUCUCUCGGCGACCACCUUCGUUUCAGAAGUAGACUCCCCCACCCUCUCCCUCAUGGUUCCCCUUUUGUCCCGCGGUCUCAACGAGAAGCUCACGGCCACCAAGCGUAAGGUUGCGGUCAUCAUCGACAACAUGGCCAAGCUCGUCGACUCGCCCGUGACCGUCCGCCCCUUCAUCCCCAAGCUUCUCCCCGGCCUCAUCAAGAUCGAGAGUGUCAUUGGUGACCCUGAGGCCCGCAGUGUUGUCGCUCGCGCCAUCGCUACCCUUCGUCAGGUUGGUGAGGUCCCCACUGGCGACGGUUCUGACCUCCCGCCCCUGAAGAAGGCGGAGGAGAAGACCCUCGCUCAUUCCCUCAUCAACCUCUACAAGAAGGCUGGCGCCAACCCUGUCCCCUCCGUUGCCGACGUUGCGACCAUCUACGCUUCUCAGCUCGCCACGAACAUGGUCAACCUGAAGAAUUUCGACGUCUCGGAGUGGCAGACCCUCAUUCCCUACCUUGCGUUCCUCACCACCUCGCCCGACCCGAACACCAUCGUCAAUGAGUGGGCCGUCAAGUCGGCCUCUGCCGAGGACGAGGACGAGGCGCAGGCUGAGGAUGAGGAGGAAGGCGAGGACCUGUGCAACUGCCAGUUCUCGCUCGCCUACGGUGCGAAGAUCCUGCUCAACACUGCAACCCUCCGUCUCAAGCGUGGCCACCGCUACGGUCUCUGCGGUCGCAACGGUACCGGGAAGUCCACCCUCAUGCGUGCGAUCACUAACGGGCAAGUUGAGGGCUUCCCAUCCCCCGACGAGGUCCGCACCUUCUAUGUGGAGCACGACAUCGACGGUUCCGAGGCCGAUACCUCUGUCCUCGACUUCAUUGUCUCGGACAAACGUAUCCAAGCGACUCGUGAGGAGAUCAUCGAGACCCUCGCGUCCGUCGGGUUCUCCGAUGAGCGCCAGAAGUCUGCGAUUGGCUCCCUUUCCGGUGGUUGGAAGAUGAAGCUUGCGCUUGCCCGCGCUAUGCUAUUCCGCGCGGACAUUCUCCUCCUCGAUGAGCCUACCAACCACUUGGACGUUGUCAAUGUUGCGUGGCUCGAGAACUACCUCACCAGCCUCACGACCUGCACGUCGAUCAUCGUCUCGCACGACUCCGGCUUCUUGAACAACGUCAUCACCGAUGUCCUCCAUCUCAACCGCUUCAAGCUUAAGCGCUACCGCGGUAACCUUGAGGCGUUCAUGAAGGCUGUCCCUGAGGCUCGUUCGUACUACACGCUUGAGGCCCAGGAGGACUACCAGUUCAAGCUGCCCGACCCCCCGCUUCUCGAGGGCGUCAAGACGAAGGAGAAGUCCCUCCUCAAGAUGCGCAAGGUCGGCUUCCAGUACCCUACGCAAGCCAACCAACAGCUCUACGACAUCACCCUCCAAGUUUCACUCUCCUCCCGUGUCGCCGUCCUCGGUCCCAACGGUUCAGGCAAAUCUACGCUCGUCAAGCUUCUCAUUGGCGACAUGGAGCCGAACAAGGGUGGUGAGAUCUGGAAGCACCCCAACUUGGUCAUCGGUUACGUUGCGCAGCACGCCUUCCACCACAUUGAUCAGCACCUCGACAAGACCCCACUUGAGUACAUGCUCUGGCGUUACCAGACUGGUGAGGAUCUCGAGGAGAUGAUGAAGGCGUCGCGUCAGAUCACCGAGGAGGAGGAGAAGAAGAUGAAGGACGGUUCAAUCGUCGUCGUCGAGGGCCAGAAGCGCAUAAUCGAGGAGAUUGUUGCUCGCAAGAAGCUCAAGCAGUCGUACGAGUACGAGGUCUCGUUCAAGAACAUGUCGUCGUCGGAGAACAUCUGGCUGCCCCGUGAUGACCUCAUCAAGCGCGGUUUCGAGAAGAAGGUGCUCGAGGUCGACACUCGUGAGGCGCAGCGUCUCGGUCUCCUCCGCCCCCUCGUUCGUCGCGAGAUUGAGAAGCACUUCGCUGACUUCGGUCUCGAGGCCGAGUUCGUCUCGCACAACUCGAUGCGCGGUCUCUCUGGCGGUCAGAAGGUGAAGGUCGUGCUCGGUGCUGCUACCUGGCGUCGUCCCCACGUCAUCUGCCUGGACGAGCCUACGAACUACCUCGACCGUGAGUCGCUCGCGGCUCUCAUCAAGGCCCUCAAGGAGUUUGAGGGUGGUGUCCUCGUCAUCACGCACAACCGUGACUUCUCCGAGUCGCUGUGCACGGAGGUCUGGGCCAUGCGGGACGGCCGUCUUGAGGCGUCUGGCCACAACUGGGUUGAGGGCCAGGGCUCCGGUCCCCGCAUCGACAAGAAGGACGGAGAGGAUGAGGACCAGUACGAUGCGAUGGGCAACAAGAUCGACACGAAGAAGACGAAGAAGCUGACGUCGGCUGAGGCGCGUAAGCUCAAGAAGGAGCGCAUGGCGCGGAAGAAGCGCGGCGAGGAGGUCACUGACGAUGAGCUCUGA